This is a messenger RNA of Funneliformis mosseae, 1374 nucleotides long. The record is from the annotation of a GenBank genome assembly. Lineage: Eukaryota; Fungi; Glomeromycota; Glomeromycetes; Glomerales; Glomeraceae.
AUGGCUCAUUUUCCACAUCUCAAUUAUAAUGAACUUAUCCCAGGUAGCGGAGGAAUUUUGACCUAUGUGUAUAGGUGGAAAAUUACAAACUGGAGCGAAAUACGACCUUAUAUGGAACAUACCAGUACACCUUUUAGUGCCGACGGUUUACAGUGGGUUUUUAAGUUCUAUAAGGGACGACAGAAAAACCCACAGGCUUUGUCAUUAUAUUUAGGAAUUUUAGAGACAACACCGGGAUGUCUUCGUGGAAUUAGGAAAAAAGUCAGUAUCAUCUUUGUAUUGGAGAACUUGAGAACGAAAGGAAUGGAUUUCGGAAAAAGACAUUCCACAUGGGGUGAGGAAAAUCUUACGUCGCUAGAUGAAAUGGACAGCAAUGAUACGGUAUCCUUAUGUGUAAAAUUUGAGAUUCAGGAAUCUAUUGUAGAUUCACCACCAAAAAUUAGCAAUACAUUUGAUAAACUAGUAAACUCUCCACGUUUUUCAGAUGUCACAUUUCGCGUAAUUGAUGAUAAUUUUCGCGAGAAAGUAUUCUACGCGCAUAAAGGAAUUUUAGCAACUAGUUCUCCGGUAUUUGAAGCAAUGUUAACAAACGGAAUGAAGGAAUCUUUUGAAGAUGAAAUUAAAUUAUGUCAAGCAAACCAUUCGGCGUUUCUUUCUUUGUUAACUUUUAUAUAUACUUCUCAUGUAAAUAUUGUGUCUUUACGUAACGCGGAAAAUUUAUUGGAAUUAGCUGAUAGGUUUGAGAUUAUCUAUGUGCGAGAGGAAUGUUUGCGUUAUUUCCGUUUAGAACUGAACGUUGAUAAUGUAUGGGGAAUUUGGGCCAUUUCAGAAAAAUAUUGUUGUGCUAAAACAUCAUCAACAUGUCGUGAUUUUGUCGCAUUGUAUUUCGAUAAUCUUUUGGAUAACUCAUCUACGUUACAUGCUGAUCCAAAUAUUUUGCAACUUGCACUUGAAAAUGAUGAAGCAAAUGUGAAUUCUGAAGAGAAAAUUUAUGAACUAGUUGUACGUUGGGCGAAUCAUUCAUCCUCUUUAGAUCCAAAUGUACCGCCGUCGGAGAAUUCUUCAACCAUUCAGUGUGCUGACACUACCGAUGAGAAUCUUUAUGAAACAGAAAAUGACGAUUCAAAUAAAUUUCCCAAGCCAUGGUGUGGCGAUAGACUUGCAGCACUUCCUUCUUUAUUGAAAUGCGUUCGAUUUCCUGUGAUGAAAAAACAAUAUAUUUAUGAAGAAGUCGAAGGAAAUCCUAUUGUAAUGGCAGCAGAUGGGAUGAAAGAUCUGGUAAUUGAAGCAUAUCGACAUCUGUUAUUGCCUGAUGUUACAAAUUCUACUAACAGAGUUAAACACCGAAAACGUAAGGGGAGCGGAAAAUAUUGA